AUGUACUAUGAGUUCCGAAAUAAACUCAGUGUAACUGAAUGCAACAAGAAAAUGCGUGAAAGUUUAGGUUUCAAUACUGUUUCUUAUGAUACAGUAAAAGUUUGGUUUCGAAAGUUUAAUAGUGGAAAUUUCAGCAUUGAAGAUGAACCACGUUCUGGCCGCCCUAUUGAGAUUGAUUGUGACCAAUUAAAGCAAAUUAUUGAUCAAGACGGAAAUGUUUCAACACGAACCAUUGCGUUUGAGCUUGACGUUAACCGCUGGGUGCCUCACGAAUUGACUGCUGAAGACAAGAGCAAAAGAAAAGCGGCCUGUUUGGUUCUGCUCAGAGAUCAAAGGAAAGAGAACAUUCUGGGCAGAAUUGUGACCUGUGAUGAAUAA
This is a messenger RNA of Parasteatoda tepidariorum (common house spider), 378 nucleotides long. Lineage: Eukaryota; Metazoa; Arthropoda; Arachnida; Araneae; Theridiidae. The record is from RefSeq and is a predicted model, not a curated record.